GGCCGGCGGCAGGAGGGGUGAUCUCAGGUUACGUGGCCUACAGAAAUGAGUGGGGCUGCGGGAGCCCGAUGAGGUUUCCGCUGAUGGCGGCCAAGGCGUAUUAAAGGGGAGCGUUGGGGCGGGCGGCUUGGCCCUGGCAGCGUCCCUGCAGCAUGGCGGGGCCAGGGGGUGAAGGGGACCUGCGGCACCUGCUGAAGCUGCACCGCACCGAGAUCGCCAUGGCGGUGGAUGACGUCUUCCCGCUGCUGCACGGCCUGGCCGACCACGACAUCGUCCCUGAGCACAUCUUCAAGGAGACGCUGAGCCGGACGGAGAGGGAGGGGUCCCACCGUGCUUUCCACGCGCUGCUCACCUGGCUGCUGGGCCGUGACGCUGCCGCCGUCCGCGACUUCUGGGCCGUCCUCUUCAAGGACUACAACCUGGAGCGGUACACCAGGCUCCGGCCCCUCCGUGGCGCCUUCCCCAGAGAGGUGGAACUGGGGCGGCAGCGCCGCAGCAGGCGCCUGUCCCCCAGCCCCACGGCACCGGCUCCACACAGACCCCAAGGCAAGAGGAAAGCCCCCGAGGAGCGGGACGGGGCCCGGGCGGUGCAGCCCUCCCCGCGGCACACCACCAGCCCCGGUCCUCACAACCCUGCAGGGCCCCUGGCAAAGGCGAGAACCCCGAAGAAGCUGGAGAGCGCGGAUGCUCCCCACACCCCUCGUGCUGGUGUCGAGGGCGGGGGGGGGGCUGCCCGUCCCGAUGAGCAUCCCCCCCUGCCUGCAGCCCUGCAGGCAGUGGCCGCCUCAGUGCGGAGAGCGGUGGCCGUGGCCGGUAGUGAGGUGCCCGUCACCCGCGGGGCCGUCGAGGGCAUCCUCAUCAAACACGUGCUGGAGCCGGGCAGCUCCAAGAUGGGCAGCAAAGCUGGGGACGAGCCAUACACCCUAGCCGCCUGUGAGGAGCCAGGGGCCAGGAGCAGAAGUCGCAGCCUGAAGCCCCCCACCCGGCUCAAGGCAUCCCAAAGUCAGAGUGGGGAGCCCCAACUGCUACCCCAGGGCCAGCUGUCAGCGCCCACCGUGCCCAGCCAGGACCCCGUGCCCCACCAGACUAUGGGGUCCCCUGCCAGCAUGAGCCCUGCCACAGCCAGUGUUGCAGCCUGCAGGAGGGGUGGUGGCAGUGACCCCCCGCCUGCUCCCCCGGGGCAGGAAAACGAGGACGAGUGUGCAGUGUGCGGUGACGGUGGUGAGCUCAUCUGCUGCGAUGGCUGCCCCAGGGCCUUCCACCUUGCCUGCCUGGUGCCCCCGCUGCCGCGUGUCCCCAGCGGGACGUGGCGGUGCGGCUCCUGUGUGGCGAGCAUGGCCGAGCCAGGCCAGCUGCGGGAAGUGGAUGCGGAGCAACUCCCCGAGAUCCCGGGGGAGGAGGCGUGCAGCACCCGGCAGGGUGGAGGCGAUGGGAGCAUCUGCAGCCGCUGCUUCACCCAGAUCCCUGCACCCCGACACUGCCCCACGCCCAGUGGGGACUCCGGGGUGCUGCUGCUCUGCACGUCCUGCAUUGGCAGCCGGGACACAGACAGCCUGGAGAGAACUGCGGCGACCGGAGACCACCCGAUACAGGCAGCAAAGGUCAGUACAACCAGUGCCUGGCCCUGGAGAAGGGAAAGGGGCCGGGUGAGGUGGCAGAGGUGGGUACAAAGGGCUGACGAGGCCUAGGAGCAAUGGCUCCGGCUGAGUGAGGGACAGGCUGACUGUAGCUAGAGGUGAGGUAGAGAAGCUCUGGCCCGAGGGGCUGGGAGCUGAGAGGUGCAGGCAGAAGGCAGACAGGAAAGCGGGCAGGACGUCUCCUCCCACAGGCAGAGGAUGUCUCCCAUGGCAGCGAGCCGGUGCUGAGCAGGGACGAGCUCGACGCGCUCCUGGGUGAGGUACGGCACUGGUGGGGACAAGCACACACCAACAGACAGAGUCCAUCCACAGGGGACCACAUCUCUGCUGUGACCCACAAGGUCA
Messenger RNA from Aquila chrysaetos chrysaetos, 1982 nucleotides. Its product is annotated as autoimmune regulator-like. Gene Ontology annotation, biological process: humoral immune response; regulation of transcription by RNA polymerase II. Gene Ontology annotation, cellular component: cytoplasm; nucleus. The record is from RefSeq and is a predicted model, not a curated record. NCBI's taxonomy places the organism in Eukaryota, Metazoa, Chordata, Aves, Accipitriformes, Accipitridae. The coding region runs from base 153 to 1688 and encodes 511 amino acids. The transcript is spliced from 10 exons. Gene Ontology annotation, molecular function: DNA binding; DNA-binding transcription factor activity, RNA polymerase II-specific; translation regulator activity.